AUGUCUGCAGACCGUACCGCGUCCAAGAGACGCUGUGUCAGCACUGCUUGUAUUGCUUGCCGUCGCAGGAAAUCAAAGGUACGAAUUCGGUGCAAACAUGGGAGGAAAGAAGCAUCGCUGAUCGGUGGGUUUAGUGCGAUGGAAACUUGCCUAGCUGUGCUGCAUGUUCCUCGGUCUACCAUACACCCUGUUCGUACACCUUUCCUCAAUUAUCUACCGUGGCAAACUAACUCAAAAUCAGGUGUUUAUGAUCCGAAUUCUGAUCACCGCCGCAAAGGCGUGUAUAAGAAAGAUGCCGAUACGCUACGAUCGAGACACACAACACUGCAAACAUUAUUCCAGGCACUGUUGAACUACGAAGAAGACGAUGCAUUUGACCUCGUACGCGAGAUCAGGUCAUGCGAUGAUCUCGAGGAAGUCGCUCAAUCUGUCGUUACGCGGCAAACAACCGGGCUUCUCUCGGUGCCGGAAGCAAGAGACUCCGUCAGCGAUGAGAAUCCAUCCGAGGUUGACCAGUUUGAGUCCGAAUUAUCGGGCAAAAUGAGCGAACUCCUCCUUGAUGGCUCACGUAAAUUCAUUGGAGGCACAUCUAAUCUCAUCUUUCUGCCUUCCGACUCGGAAUUGCAAGAAUCCGCUUUAAUCACGGAGAAUGUCCUCGGUACAGCUAAUGACGCGAAUGUCAUCGGACGAUGGACACAAGUGACUGAAGAUGAUUCACUCAUUACUCAUCUCCUAAAUAUGUACUUCACUUGGCAUUAUCCUUUCUUUACCCUCCUUGCAAAAGAUAUCUUUUGUAGGGACUUAAACCGGGGCAUGCCUAGCCAGUAUUGUUCCGCGUUGCUUGUGAACGCCAUGCUGGCUCUCGGUUGUCAUUUCAGCUCUUGGCCAGGUGCAUUUACAGACCCUAGCGAUAUCACGACCGCUGGCAAUCACUUCUUCAAAGAAGCAAAGCGGCUGAUUCAUGAGAAUGACGAACACGAAAAUGCAAAACUAUGUACAGUCCAGGCCUUUGCGCUCAUGUCUGUUCGUGAGGCUGGGUGUGGCCGUGAAGGCAAAGGCUGGGUAUACAGUGGCCUGAGCUUUCGCAUGGCAUUUGAUCUUGGUUUGAACGUCGAUGCGUCUAACAUGGGAGCGCGAAAUCUCACCGAUGAAGAAGUUGAUGCUCGCCGGAUCACCUUCUGGGGCUGCUAUCUCGUUGACAAGUGCUGGUCAAAUUACCUUGGCCGACAACCUCAGUUGUCUUCAUCCAACACCAAUGUACCAAAGUUCGAUGUCCUGCCACGAGAAGAAACCGAGACGUGGCUACCAUACACAGAUUCUGGCGUUAACGAGGAGCAUGCGCAACCCUCCCGAAUCAGAGCAAUUGCUCUAGAGAUAUCUAAGUUGUGUGAGAUCAGUAAUGAUUUGCUAAGAUACUUCUAUCACCCUUCAGAUUUGGAAAAAUCACAGUCAAAACAAUCGGAAUUGAAAAAGCUGAGUGACGUACACACGCGACUUGAGACCUGGAAAAAGGAACUUCCGCGAGAAUUUGAACCAAAGGAAGGGCAGCUUCCCCAAGUCCUCGUCAUGCACAUGUUCGAACAAUUGCUUCUCAUUCACCUAUACCGGCCAUUUCUAAAGUAUACCAAGGCCACUACGCCCCUCCCCUCACACGUAUCGCCUCGGAAAUUUUGCACCCAGGCUGCGUCAAUCAUUUCAAAACUACUGCGCAUGUACAAACGCACUUAUGGAUUGAAACAAAUCUGUAAUAUCGUUGUAUACAUUGCCCACACAGCCUGCACAAUCCAUCUUCUCAACCUCCCUGGGAGGAAUCCCGAACGAGAUAUCGUCCAUGGGCUCCGGAAUCUCGAGGAAAUGGCUGAUGGUUGGUUGGCCGCACGUCGGACCUUGCGGAUUUUAGACAUCUCUGCCAACAAGUGGCACGUCCAACUACCAGCCGAAGCAAUCGCUAUAUUCGAACGCACUCACGCCAAGUGGGGCUCCUGGGGCUCCUGGGACCAAACAACUUCGCCGUCGACAUCAGCAGACUCCCCUAUCAUCAAUAAUGCCUUACAUACACCAUAUACCUACCCAGGCGGACCUCAAUCCCCAGUAAACCCUGCAUUAUCUCCUCUGCGCAAAGAAUCCUAUGGUCCAGCUCCGGUCAACAUGAUGGGAGUCUCAAUGGGUCCCCAUUAUCCUAAUUCCGCAAUUCCCUCUUCCGCCCCUCCAGCGGAUCAAACCCGUCAUAUGUCGGGACUACCAACCCAGCAGGCCGAAUAUGCAAACCCAGAACCAACAUAUACACACUCCAUUCCUCAAGUCAAUUACCAUGUGUCACCUCUACCCUCAGAUCCCUCAGCAGCGCCCUCGCCUGUUGCUCCAAGCGUUUGGUAUAAUCAUACUGCGAGCCAAAUUGGUCGUACACAAGGCGCAUUGUCUCCACACUCGACAUCAUCCGUUGACCACCUCGUUGAAGAAAGCCAUGACUGGUGGAACCGGAAUGCUGCUGCGGCAUUGGGUCUAGGCACGCCAGGCGUGGAGAACUGGGGUGCUGGGUGGAAUUCCACCAUGCCAGAACAACCUCCUCCAAUUUCAUAUGGCAAUAACAGUCACCUUAUGCCCAUGUCAGCUCACCCACACUUGAAUUCCGCCGUUGCAGAUCACGAAGUUGCGGGCUCGUUGUCCAAUAUGCCCUCUUCGGGUGAUAACAGAGCAUCGGGGUACGAUAACCAUUGGACAUGA
Messenger RNA from Penicillium verhagenii, 2724 nucleotides. RefSeq names its product putative C6 transcription factor (NirA). The coding region runs from base 1 to 2724 and encodes 907 amino acids. Gene Ontology annotation, biological process: DNA-templated transcription. NCBI's taxonomy places the organism in Eukaryota, Fungi, Ascomycota, Eurotiomycetes, Eurotiales, Aspergillaceae. The record is from RefSeq and is a predicted model, not a curated record. The transcript is spliced from 3 exons. Gene Ontology annotation, molecular function: zinc ion binding; DNA binding.